AUGGCAACUCCAACACCCCCAACCCCCUCAGAGCCUGUCAAGCCUCUCUCGGAAUUUGAAAAGAUCGGCCACAACAUCUACAUCUGGACCUCACAAUCCUACCUCUCCAACUCACCCUCAGAAACCCCGCUUAUACUCCUCUUCGCAUGGAACGCCGCAGCCGCAAAGCACAUCGCCAAAUACACAAUAGCAUAUCAAAAGCACUUCCCCACAUCCCGCAUCCUGCUGGUCCGAUGCUACACACUCGACAUUUUCCGCCGCUCCUCGGCCUACGGACCUCUGCUCAAACCCGCUCUGGACGUUGUAGCCGCGCACGCCGAUGCCGGCGGCCAAGUCCUCGUGCACAGCUUCUCCAACGGCGGCGGGAACCAAGUCAAUGAAUUUGCCAAAGCAUGGCACAAGAGGUUUGGCACCAAGAUGCCGAUGCGCGCGCAGAUUCUCGAUUCGAGUCCGACUAAAGGUCCCUGGAUGAAGAGCCAUGCUGCGAUUUCCGCGUCGUUGCCCAAGACGCUGUUUUGGCAGUGGUUUGGCGGCGCGCUGGUACAUGUUUUGAUUCUGUUGACGUGGAUAGUUGUUUUUGUGCGACGCAAGGAGAACAAGAUGGUUGUCAUCUGUCGGGAAUUGAAUGAUGAGAAUGUUUUUGAUAAUCGCGUGCCGAGAGUGUAUCUGUAUAGUCGUGCGGAUACGAUGGUGGGGUUUGAAGAGGCAGAUGAGCAUGCGGAUAUUGCAAAGUCCAAGGGGUGGGAUGUGACGAAAGUGCAUUUUGAGAAUAGUGCGCAUUGCGGGCAUGUACGGGAGGAUGAGGAGAAGUAUUGGGCUGCGGUGAUAGCGGCCUGGAAGCAGGGGCCCAGAUGUAAUUUGUAG
Molecule: messenger RNA, 864 nt
Organism: Bipolaris oryzae ATCC 44560
Lineage: Eukaryota; Fungi; Ascomycota; Dothideomycetes; Pleosporales; Pleosporaceae
Exons: 1
Coding region: 1-864 (287 amino acids)
Source: RefSeq, a predicted model, not a curated record